This is a messenger RNA of Lodderomyces orthopsilosis Co 90-125, 1623 nucleotides long. RefSeq names its product Mrs7p (gene MRS7). The coding region runs from base 1 to 1623 and encodes 540 amino acids. The transcript has a single exon. Gene Ontology annotation, biological process: intracellular monoatomic cation homeostasis. Gene Ontology annotation, cellular component: mitochondrial inner membrane. The record is from RefSeq and is a predicted model, not a curated record. NCBI's taxonomy places the organism in Eukaryota, Fungi, Ascomycota, Pichiomycetes, Serinales, Debaryomycetaceae. Gene Ontology annotation, molecular function: ribosome binding.
AUGAGUUCAUCAUCAAUUUUGCGAAAGGAAAUAACAGGAUGCAACGGUCUACUCACCAGACGAAUUCUAUCACACAGAGGUGCCAAUAUAAUGCACUAUGGAUAUACUAGGUAUCCUUUAAGUCCGAAAUUGCAUGCAGAUUCUGUCAAUUGGGUUAGGCUUCAGUCUACAGCACCACCACCAUCACCAGUGAAGGAUGCAAAACUAGCUUCAAAGCAAGGGAACCAGACGUUAUCUUCCAAAUCUGAGUCUACUGCUGACAGCGAAAAGGCAAGGGAGAAACAAAUAGACACCAAAGCACUUGAAAAAUUGGAAAAUUCACCAACAAAUGAACUUGUACAAAAAGAAGAAGCCAAAGACAAGCCUAAGCCCACUCUUUGGGAAAAGGUUAAGCAUGAAGCCCAGCACUACUGGCUGGGUACCAAGUUAUUGGGUUACGAAGUCAAGGUAUCCACGAAAUUGUUGACGAAAUUAAUUGCGGGAUACGGAUUGAGUCGAAGAGAAGCUAACCAAUUACAAAGAACAAUUGUUGAUGUGGUGAGAUUAGUUCCAUUUGCAGUGUUUGUUCUUAUUCCAUUUGCAGAAUUGCUUCUUCCUGUUGCUUUAAAACUUUUCCCAAAUAUGUUGCCUUCAACUUAUGAAUCUAAAACAGAUCGUCAAAAUAAGAGAAACAAGUUGAAAAAGACGAGAAAUGCAGCUAGUGAAUAUAUUAAGCAAACGAUGGAACAAUCAGGGUUGAAAUUAUCGAAAAAGAUUACUGAUGCAGAAAGAGAAAAUUUUGUCCAAUUUUUCCAUGCUAUAUCCAUGGGUAAGAACCCCACUAGAGAACAAUUGAUUCAAGUUGCAAGAUUGUUCAAAAACGAUCAAGUUUUGGAUAACUUGAGUCGUCAUCAAUUGGUUGCCAUGUGUAAGUACAUGUCUUUAAGACCAUUUGGUACUGAUUCCAUUUUAAGAUAUCAAAUCAGACAUAGAUUAUUGACAAUCAUUAAAGAUGAUAAGGCAAUCGACUAUGAAGGUGUCGAGUCAUUAUCUAUACCGGAAUUGCAAAUGGCAUGUUCUCAAAGAGGUAUCAAAACUAGUGAUGUUUCUCCUGGUAGAAUGAGAGAAGAUUUGGAAACAUGGUUGGAUUUGAGAUUGAGACAGAAAAUUCCUUCCACUUUAUUGAUUUUGAGUAGCGCUUACACUUAUGGUGAUAAUCAAACUACUGAUUCAUAUUAUGAUGCAUUGUUGGCAGUAUUGUCCUCAAUUCCUGAUGAAGUUUACAAUGUCGCCAAAUUGGAAUUAUCCGAUGAUUCGAAAUUGAAAUUGAACAUCUUGAAGGAACAAGAUGAAUUGAUUGAAGAAGAAAAUGAAAGAGAAAAGGGCACUGUUAACAAACUUAAGGAUGAUAUCAACUUGGAUGAGUAUGAGGAUACAGCAACUGAAGGUGUGAAUUAUGAACAGGAUCAAGAAGAGAAGGAACUUGAAAAUGGAUUGAAUAAGGAAUUGGAGAACGAGGACACUAAGAAGGAAGUUCAUAACAAAGCAGUUGAGGACCCAACUGCUCCAAUUCGUUCCGAACAUGCCAAAGACGAAGAAAUUGAGAAACACGAUGAUGAAAAAGUGAAGAAUGAAAAGGCAUAA